This is a messenger RNA of Nezara viridula (southern green stink bug), 270 nucleotides long. NCBI's taxonomy places the organism in Eukaryota, Metazoa, Arthropoda, Insecta, Hemiptera, Pentatomidae. The record is from the annotation of a GenBank genome assembly.
AUGCGGCUAGCUCUGAUGCUCUGCCUCACCGCGUGCCUCGCAGCACAGCCCGACCUCCGCCACAUCGCAGGCUCCAGCCGCAAGAUCCGCAUGGUCGUCAGCAACUUCUACCUCCGCCUCUCCCACGAUGGCAGGGUCGUCGGCACGCAGGAGGAGUCUUCUCCAGAAAAGAGGGGGCCCCAGGCGCCGCUUGACCUCGCGUCCUCAACAGAAUUACGAAACACCUGCUCAGAUAACGUUUCUCAAAUAUUUGUGCGAUCAUCUCUGUGA